This is a messenger RNA of Babesia ovata, 309 nucleotides long. Its product is annotated as ABC transporter substrate-binding protein, putative. The record is from RefSeq and is a predicted model, not a curated record. NCBI's taxonomy places the organism in Eukaryota, Apicomplexa, Aconoidasida, Piroplasmida, Babesiidae. The coding region runs from base 1 to 309 and encodes 102 amino acids. The transcript has a single exon.
AUGCCUGACAGCACUGCACAGGGCGAUGAGAUGAUGCUUGACGUUAUCGACGUCCCUGGUUUUUAUGGUCUCGAUGUCUUCGGUGAUUUUUUGAAUACCAUUUACAUUUGUUUUGUCCUCCGUCCAGUUGUUUCCGCCGUUAUUAAGGCCAUGCUCUCUCAGCUUCUGCAGCUUAUCGGUGACCUGUUCACUCAACUGCUUCUGGAGCUUUGUAAGCUCACUGAUGAUGUCUUGGACGCCUCCCUCAAUUACACCGGGCUGAGAGGACAACGUAUUUUGUUGACCUUGAAGUUCAGUAUCAAUUUUUGA